Messenger RNA from Eucalyptus grandis, 14873 nucleotides. RefSeq lists its product as uncharacterized. Gene Ontology annotation, molecular function: Hsp70 protein binding. The record is from RefSeq and is a predicted model, not a curated record. Lineage: Eukaryota; Viridiplantae; Streptophyta; Magnoliopsida; Myrtales; Myrtaceae.
CUUUACAAGAAACCAGACCGACGAUCCUCGCUUGUUCCCCAAUCCAGAAUCCUCCACCGACUUCCCCAACCUUCCGAUUCCGAUUCCGAUCGCGAUCCUCCCGAACGUCUUCGCCGGCGCCAUGCCUUGAAGCCCCGCCGCGCACCGGCGCCGGGCUCAUCGCCGCCCGAUCAUCGAACCGCCCGCCGCGAGCGAAGCGAUGGCGGCCUCGCCGGCGAUCUUCAUCGAGGACUUCGGCCAGAAGGUCGACCUGACGCGGCGCAUCAGGGAGGUCCUGCUCAACUACCCCGAGGGCACCACGGUGCUGAAGGAGGUGAUCCAGAACGCCGACGACGCCGGCGCCACCACCGUGCGCCUCUGCCUGGACCGCCGCGCCCACGGCUCGGGGUCGCUCCUGUCGGACUCCCUCGCGCAGUGGCAGGGCCCCGCCCUGCUGGCCUACAACGACGCCAUCUUCUCGGAGGAGGACUUCGCCAGCAUUUCGAGGAUCGGUGGGAGUAGCAAGCAUUCGCAGGCGACGAAGACUGGCCGCUUCGGGGUUGGCUUCAAUUCGGUGUACCAUUUAACUGAUUUGCCCUCUUUCGUGAGUGGGAAGUAUGUUGUGUUGUUCGAUCCUCAGGGUGUUUAUCUUCCUCAGGUGUCUGCAGCAAAUCCUGGAAAAAGGAUUGACUUUGUCAAUUCUUCAGCUAUUUCAAUAUAUAAGGAUCAGUUUUCUCCAUAUUGUGCAUUUGGUUGUGACAUGCAAAGUUCGUUUUCUGGAACUUUAUUUCGGUUUCCACUGAGAAAUGCUGAUCAGGCUGUCAACAGUAAGCUUUCUAGGCAAGCUUACGAGGAGGAUGAUAUCCGUUCAAUGUUCACUCAGCUGUAUGAGGAGGGAGUUCUAACGCUGCUUUUUCUUAAGAGCGUUCUGUCUAUUGAAAUGUAUAUCUGGGACGUUGGACAACCUGAGCCUAUGAAGCUUUAUUCUUGUUCUGUUUGUUCUGCGAAUAGCGAGACAAUUUUGCAUCGUCAGGCAUUUCUUACCAUGUCAAAAUCAGCUGAUUCUAAAGAUAGCGAGAUGGAUUCUUUCUCACUGGACUUCCUGAGCGAAACAUCCAGUGGGAAUAAUUUUGAGAAGAAGGUCGAUACGUUCUACAUAGUUCAAGCAAUGGCAUCCAGAUCCAGUAGAAUUUCUUCUUUUGCAUCAACUGCUUCAAGAGAACAUGAUAUGCACCUUCUGCCUUGGGCUUCUGUUGCAGCAUGCAUAUCACCAUCUGAUCAGACAAGUGUUCUCAAGCUUGGUGGUGCAUCUUGUUUUCUUCCGUUGCCUGUGAGAACUGGACUGUCAGUGCAAGUCAAUGCAUAUUUUGAGGUGUCAUCAAAUCGUCGUGGAAUUUGGUAUGGAGAUGACAUGGAUAGAAGUGGGAAAGUUCGUUCUGUCUGGAACAGGCUUCUUCUGGAAGAUCUUGUAGCACCUAUUUUUGCACGGUUGCUGCUUGGUGUUCAACAGGUACUUGGUCCAACUGAUUUAUACUAUUCCUUAUGGCCUGUUGGUAGAUUUGAAGAGCCAUGGAAUAUUUUAGUCGAGUACAUAUUCAGAAACAUUGCCAAUGCCCCUGUGUUAUAUUCUGAGAUUCAAGGAGGAAAUUGGGUCUCACCUUCUGAGGCCUUUCUUCAUGAUGCAGAAUUUGAUGGAAGCAAAGAACUUGGGGAAGCCUUGAUUCAGCUAGGAAUGCCCAUUGUCUCUUUGUCCCAUCAAUUGUUUAGUAUGAUCUUGAGUUAUGCAUCCAUUUUUCAACAGAAAGUAGUCACUCCACAUAAUGUACGGCAGCACCUGAAAGGAUGCAGAAUUCUAAGAUCCCUGAGCAAGUCUGCCAAACUUGUUUUGUUGGAAUAUUGUCUUGAGGACUUGAUUGAUGCUGAUGUUGGCACUCAUGCUUAUGACAUUCCUUUGCUUCCUCUUGCAAAUGGUGACUUUUGUUCAUUAUCAGAUGCCUCAAAAGGGUCAUGUUACUUUGUCUGCAAUGAACUUGAGUUCAUGCUGCUUCAGAAAGUCUUGGAUAGAGUGAUUGAUCGCAAUAUCCCUCUCCACUUACUGGGCAGACUUACAUCUAUUGCUAAAUCCUCAAGGGCCAAUCUUACUCUUUUCAGCAUUGAUCAUCUCAUACAAUUAUUUCCCAGCUUUGUACCUGGGGAUUGGAAGUAUAAGAACACUGUGUUCUGGGACCCAGAGAAUUGUCGAGACCAUCCAACUCCGUCAUGGUUUUUGUUGUUCUGGCAGUAUGUAAAAGCUGAGUGUGAAAAGUUGUCUUUGUUUAGUGAGUGGCCAAUUUUACCAUCCACAUCUGGUCAUUUGUGUAGAGCUUCUAGAAGAUCAAGACUGAUUAGGGGGAAUGAUUUGAGUGACAAGAUGAAAGAUAUCCUAGCAAAAUUUGGAUGCAAGAUACUCAGUCCUGACUUCGGGGUUGAACAUCACGAUUUGUCGCACUUUAUAUGGGAAAGUAACAUCACAGGUGUCCUGGAAUCUAUUUUUGACUCUAUCUCUUUGAAUGGUGGAAUAACUCAAACUUUCCAGAGUGUCGGAGCAGAAGAAAGGGAUGUUCUUCGAAUAUUUCUUCUCGAUUUUAAGUGGUACAUUGGAGGUCGUGUGAAUGAUCUUGACCUUCAAAAGUGCAGGAAGCUUCCAAUUUACAAGGUAUAUUCGCCUGGAUCUGAUCUGAAUAUUGAGUAUGCUGACUUAGAAGUUCCUCAUAAGUACUUACCCCCAUUGGAUAUCCCAGAGAGCUUUCUGGGCGUUGAGUUUGUUAUGAUCUCUUCAACAACUGAAGAGGAGAUCUUUUCGAAGUAUUAUGGAAUCGAGAGAAUGGGAAAGGCGCGUUUUUACAGAGAGCAGGUCUUUUGUAGACUAAGGGAUUUGCAACCUGAAACCCGCGAUGGCCUUAUGCUUUCGGUGUUGAAGAAUCUGCCGCAAUUGUGUCUUGAGGACCCUUUUCUGAGGGAAUGCUUGAGAAGUUUGGAAUUUGUUCCAACCAAGAGUGGUUUGAUCAAAUGUCCUUCAGUCUUAUAUGAUCCUCGUGUAGAAGAAAUAUAUACUUUGCUGGAAAAUUCUGAUUGUUUCCCGCAUGGUUCUUUUCAAGAAUCUGAGAUUUUGGACAUGCUGCAAGGUUUGGGUCUAAGGACAUCGAUUUCCCCGGAGACAAUAAUUGAAAGUGCACAACAGGUGGAGAGGUUGGUCCAUGAGGAUCCACAGAAGGCAUAUUACAGAGGCAAAGUGCUGCUUUCUUUUCUAGAGGUGAAUGCAAUGAAGUGGCUGCCAGACAAGUUGGAGGAUGAACAGGGAAAGGUAAAUAAAAUGGUUUCUCUUGCUGCUGUUGCGUUCAGACCUCGCAACUUGAAGUCUGACCUUGAAAAGUUUUGGAAUGAUCUUCGAAUGAUCUGCUGGUGCCCUGUUCUGGUAUCUGCCCCAUUUAAGUCUUUGCCAUGGCCUGUUGUCUCUUCCAAUGUGGCUCCUCCAAAGCUUGUACGUUUGGAGAGGGACCUGUGGCUUGUUUCUGCAAGCAUGCGGAUACUGGAUGGGGAGUGCUCAUCCACUGCCCUGUCACAUGGGCUUGGAUGGUCUUCCAUGCCUGGGGGAAGCGUGAUUGCUGCCCAGCUGCUCGAACUUGGGAAAAAUAAUGAGACUGUGGAUGACCUGGUGCUCCGGCAAGAAUUGGCUUUGGCUAUGCCAAGGAUAUACUCAUUAUUGAAAGGUCUGCUUGGCACAGAUGAAAUGGACAUUGUAAAGGCUGUUCUUGAAGGUAGUAGGUGGAUUUGGGUUGGAGAUGGAUUUUCAACAUCAGAUGAGGUUGUCCUUGAUGGUCCUCUUCAUUUGGCUCCUUAUAUUCGUGUCAUACCUGUUGACUUAGCUGUGUUUAGAGAAUUGUUCUUAGAGCUUGGUGUUAGGGAGUUCUUGAAGCCUGUCGAUUAUGUUGAUAUCCUACACAGAAUGGCUAUGAGAAAAGGUUCCUUGCCUCUUGAUCCCCGGGAAAUCAGGGCUGCCAUUCUGAUUGUGCAACAUCUAUCCGAAGUUCAGGUCCAGGAUCAAGUUAAGAUAUACUUACCAGAUGUCUCUGGCAGACUCUUCCCUUCAAGCGAAUUGGUUUAUAAUGAUGCACCCUGGUUGCUAAGCCCGGAUUAUUCUGAUAGCUCAUUUGGUAGUGGAUCUAACUGUGUCUUAAAUGCAAAGACAAGGGUUCAAAAAUUAGUUCAUGGGAAUAUUUCCAAUGAUGUUGCAGAGAAGCUUGGUGUUUGCUCUCUCCGGAGGAUCUUGCUAGCUGAGAAUGCUGAUUCCAUGAAUUUAAGUUUAUACGGAGCUGCUGAAGCUUUUGGACAGCAUGAAGCCUUGACAACGAGACUUAAACAUAUUCUAGAAAUGUAUGCAGAUGGACCAGGAGUCCUUUUUGAACUUGUCCAGAAUGCAGAGGAUGCAGGUGCUUCAGAGGUGACAUUUCUCUUGGAUAAAACCCAGUAUGGGACUUCUUCUGUUCUCUCUCCCGAAAUGGGAGAAUUGCAGGGGCCUGCAUUGUGCUGCUUUAAUGACUCUGUUUUUAGUCCACAAGAUCUAUAUGCCAUCUCACGAAUUGGUCAGGAAAGCAAACUAGAAAAGCCUUUUGCUAUUGGAAGAUUUGGGCUGGGAUUUAAUUGUGUAUACCACUUUACAGACAUUCCUGCAUUUGUUUCGGGGGAAAAUCUUGUCAUGUUUGAUCCCCAUGCUUGUAACUUGCCUGGGAUCACUCCUUCUCACCCAGGCUUGCGAAUCAGGUUUGCAGGGAGAAAUAUUCUGGAACAAUUCCCUGAUCAGUUCUCUCCUUUCUUGCACUUUGGCUGUGACUUGCAACAUCCAUUUCCUGGUACCUUCUUCCGCUUUCCCCUUAGGAAUGCAACUGUUGCUUCUAGAAGCCAAAUAAAGAAAGAAACUUACACUCCCGAAGAUGUCAUGUCUCUCUUUGUUUCCUUCUCUGAGGUUGUUUCUGAUGCUUUGCUUUUCUUACGCAAUGUCAAAACUAUCAGCAUUUUUGUCAAGGAGGGAACUGGUCACGAGAUGCAACUUUUCCAUCGUGUGCAAAAGCAUGUGAUCCAAGAGCCACAAGCAGAACAUCAGGCAUCGCAUCAGAUUUUUAGCUUUAUUGAUGGAAAUAAACACAGUGGAAUGGAUAAAGGUCAGUUUGUGAGAAAAUUGGUUGAAUCCAUUGGUAAGGAUCACCCUUGCAGAUGUCAAAAGGUUAUCGUCAGGGAGCAAGGCUCGUGCGGUGCUCUAUCACACUUCUGGAUUACCAGUGAAUGUUUGAGUGGCGGGAGAUCUAAGGACAACUUAGCAACCUCCACUGGCAAGUCUGCUAAUUUUGUUCCUUGGGCUUGUGUUGCUGCUCAUCUACAUUCUGAAACAGUUGAAGAUAAAAGUGAUUCUGAUUCUUGGAAGGAGGAUGCUUCCUUGAUCAUCCCAGAGCUAUUUCAAGUAGCUGUGGCAUCAACUAAGGAUAAGCAGGAGUUUGAGGGCCGUGCCUUCUGUUUUCUCCCACUUCCUAUCAGCACAGGUCUUCCUGCACAUGUUAAUGCAUACUUUGAGUUGUCAUCAAACAGGAGAGACAUUUGGUUUGGGAAUGACAUGGCAGGGCAUGGCAAAAAACGCUCUGAUUGGAAUCUUUACCUCCUUAAGGAUGUGGCUGCCCCAGCGUAUGGUCACUUGCUUGAGAAACUUGCAGUGGAGAUAGGUCCAUGUGAUUUGUUCUUCUCGUUUUGGCCAACGGCAGUAAGAUUAGAACCUUGGGUAUCAAUGGUGCACGAACUUUAUGCUUCCAUUGCUAACCUUGGUUUUCGUGUACUGCACACCAAAGCUAGGGGCGGCCAGUGGAUAGCAGCCAAACAAGCUCUUUUUCCUGAUUUUAAGUUCCAUAAGGCAUAUGAGCUUGCUGAAGCAUUGUCGGAUGCUGGUUUACCUUUAGUGAUGAUUUCUGAGCCUAUUGUGGAGAAAUUUGCAGAGACAUGCCCUUCACUGCAUUUCCUCACACCUCAUUUUCUAAGGUCGUUGUUGAUUCGACGGCGACGAAAUUUCAGCAAUCGGGAUGGAGUUAUUUUGACCCUUGAGUAUUGCUUGCUUGAUCUAAAUGGAACAGUUAAAACCGAAAAUCUGUAUGGUUUGCCACUUUUGCCUCUUGCUGAUGGUUCAUUUACAACUUUUGACAAGAAUGGGAUUGGGGAAAGAAUUUACAUUGCCCAAGGAGAAGAAUAUGGCCUUUUGAAAGAUUUCCUUCCACAUCAGCUAAUUGAUUCUGGGAUUCCAGAAGAAGUUCAUGUUAAGCUCUGUGAUAUAGCUAAAAGGGGAGACUCAAAUUUGUCAUUUCUCUCAAGCCACUUGCUCGAGAAACUUUUUGUGAAAUUUUUGCCAGCAGAAUGGCAGAAUGCUACACAGGUGAACUGGUCGCCUGGACAUGAAGGCCACCCAAGCUUCGAAUGGAUGAAUCUAUUCUGGAGCUACUUAAAGUUAAGUUGUCAUGACCUGUCAUUGUUUUCAAAGUGGCCCAUACUGCCUGUUGGCAGCAAUUUUCUCUGUCGACUCACAGAAAAUUCCAAUGUGUUAAUAAAUCAUGGGUGGAGCGAGAAUAUGUCCUGUCUAUUGGUGAAAGUGGGUUGUCAGUUCUUAAGACCCGACAUGAUAAUUGAACAUCCUCAGCUGGACAAGUUUGUGCAACCUCCAACAGCGAUUGGCAUAUUAAAAGCUUUUAGUUCUAUUACUGGUAAGCCCGAGAACAUCUAUAGCCUUUUCAGUGACGUGUCAGAAGGUGAGCUGCAUGAACUGAAGAGUUUCAUUCUUCAGUCCAAAUGGUUUUUUGAAGAGCAAGUGGAUGACCACCAUAUCAGUAUUAUCAGAUCCCUUCCGAUUUUUGAAUCAUAUAGAAGCAGAAAACUUGUCAGCUUGAAUAGACCAAUUAAAUUGCUUAAACCUAAUGGUGUACGUGAUGAUCUCCUGAAUGAUGACUUCAUACGUACAGAGACAGAGAGAGAAAAAAUCAUUCUGAAAAGGUACUUAGAAGUUCAAGAGCCAGAAAAGUUGGAAUUCUACAAGGAUUAUGCACUCAAGCACAUGUCAGAGUUUGUUAAUGAGCCAGAUGCUAUAUCAGCAAUACUGCACGACAUUAAGCUUUUGAUUGAUGAAGAUAAUUCUAUUAAAUCUAUUCUUUGUGUGAUACCUUUUGUUUUGGCAGCGGACGGAUGUUGGCUUGAGCCAUCCAGGCUUUACGACCCUCGUGUGUCUGAGCUGCAGAAGAUACUGCAUAUAGAAGCUUUCUUUCCUUCUGAGAAGUUUUCAGAUCCUGAUAUUUUGGACAUCUUAAUCGAUCUUGGACUUCGAAGAACGUUUAAUUAUACUACUUUGCUCGAUUGUGCAAGAUCAGUGUCACUGCUCUACAAUAGUGGAAAUUUGGAGGCUCUUAACUAUGGCACAAAGCUGCUUGGCAUGCUAGAUAAUAUAGCAUGUAAAAUCUCAGGUGAUGGAGGGGGAAGACCUUCCAAUGAGUUAUCCAAUUUGAGCACACUUCCUGGCGACAGUGCAUUUUAUGGAAGUAAUAAUAAUUUUGACUCCAAUGGAGAUGAAGACAAAGCAGACCCUGUUCCAUUCUUUGACACAGUAGUUGAUGAUAUAUCAGAAGAAGAGUUCUGGUCUGAAUUGAAGGGUAUUGCUUGGUGUCCUAUUUGUUUGGAUCCACCAUUUGAGGGCUUUCCCUGGCUGAAAUCCACCAGUCAAGUGGCUGCACCAAGCAUUGUGAGGCCUAAAUCACAGAUGUGGAUAGUAUCUUCAACAAUGCACAUACUUGGUGGUGAUUGUUGCUCGAUGUACUUGAUAGGUAAACUUGGUUGGAUGGAUCCCCCACCUGUAACAAUCCUACUGACGCAGUUGAUUGAGAUAUCAAAGCUUUAUGGUCAACUUAAAUUACAUUCUUCUGUGGAACCUGUUUUUCGUGAUGCUCUACAAGAGGGAGUCCUAUCCCUCUAUAGAGAAUUACAAAAGUACAUGGGUACUGAUGAUGUUGAAGUGCUAAAAUCAGCACUUGAUGGUAUUUCCUGGGUCUGGACAGGAGAUAGUUUUGUACCAGCAAGUGCCCUGGCUUUUGAUUCACCAGUGAAGUUCUAUCCUUAUCUGUAUGUUGUUCCAUCUGAACUGGUGGAAUUUAGGGACUUGCUCUUGGCGUUAGGUGUUAAACCUAGUUUUGAUUUUCAUGAUUACGUUCGUGUGCUACAAAAUUUGGGAAACGAUUUGAAAGGCUCUACACUAUCAUUAGAUCAGUUAAACUUUGUUGUGCGUAUCCUAGAAGCUGUUGGUGAUUAUUGCUUGGAUAUACCUCUCUCUGAGUCAUCUAGAACCUCCAUUUUGGUUCCUGAUUCUUCAGGAGCUUUGAGGUGGGCUGGGGACCUCGUUUAUAAUGAUGCUCCUUGGAUCGACACUAGCAAUCUUCUAGAGAAACGGUUUGUGCAUGAUUGUAUCAGCAAUGAUUUGGCAAGUAAAUUGGGCAUCCAAUCACUUCGUUGCCUCUCAUUAGUGGAUGAAGAGACGACUAGAGAUCUACCAUGCAUGGAUUAUGGCAAAGUAAAAGAGCUUUUGGCCUUUUUUGGGGGUGAUGAGUUUUUAUUGUUUGACCUUCUUGAAUUGGCAGAUUGCUGUAAAGCUAAGAAACUGCAUCUGAUAAUUGACAAACGAAAACAUGCUUGCCAGUCUCUGAUGCAGCAUAAUCUCGCGGAGUUCCAAGGUCCUGGUCUAGUGGCUAUUCUUGAAGGUGUUACCUUGAGUACUGAGGAAAUAAGCAGUCUUCAACUUCGCCCUCCAUGGAGGCUAUGUGGUGAUACCCUAAAUUAUGGUUUGGGAUUGUUAAGCUGUUAUGCUCUUUGUGAUAUCCUAUAUGUCAUCUCUUCGGGCUACUUCUAUAUAUUUGAUCCUCGGGGUUUAGCUCUUGGGGCACCUUCAAGUUUUGCUCCAGCAGCAAAAGCUUUUUCAUUGAGAGGUACUAAUUUGACGGCACGAUUUCGUGAUCAGUUUAGUGCGUUGCUGAUUGAUGAAGAUGAAUUGUGGUCACCAUCUGGUUCUACUUUGGUCCGCAUGCCCUUUUCACAGGAAUGCAUGAAGGAUGGACUUGAAAUGGGAUUGAAGAACAUUGAGUCGAAAACUGACAAAUUUUUGGAGCAUGCAUCAAGAGUUCUUCUGUUUUUAAAGUCAGUCUUGCAGGUGACAAUCUCAACGUGGGAGGAAGGAUAUGCAAAGCCAUCAGAGCAGUACUCAGUUUCUGUUGAUUCAUCAUUUGCUGUCACUAGAAACCCCUUUUCAGAGAAGAAGUGGAGAAAAUUUCAGAUAUCAAGGUUAUUUAGCAGCUCCAACACAAGUACAAAAGUUCAAAGUAUAGAUGUGAUUGUCCAUAAAGGAGCUACUAGAGUUGUUGACAGAUGGCUUGUUGUGCUUAGCCUUGGUUCUGGCCAGACUAGAAAUAUGGCUCUUGAUAGGAAGUAUAUGGCAUACAAUCUUACACCUGUUGCUGGAGUUGCUGCGCAUGUAUCCCGCGAUGGUCAUCCUGUUAUUUGUCCAGGCAGCUCCAUUCUGUCACCUCUUCCUUUGUCUAGUGAUAUACACUUACCAGUCACAGUCCUCGGUUGUUUCCUUGUCUGCCACAACAAAGGUCGUUAUCUCUUCAGGUACCAAGAUAAGAAGGAAUUGGUUGAUAUAGUGCUUGAUGCUGGAGAUCAGUUAAUUGAGACUUGGAAUAGAGAAUUGAUGUCAUGCGUCCUUGAUUCAUACGCUGAAAUGGUGAUGGAAUUGCAGAAGUUGAGGAGAGAGCCUUCGAAUUCUGUUAUAGAACCUGGUUUAGCCCAUGUACUUAGUUUGUCUGUGAAGGCCUAUGGAGAUCAGAUAUAUUCUUUUUGGCCUAAGUCUGCUCUGACAGAUCAACAUACCAGUGAAAGUGGUUUGGUGGCAAUUAAUGGACCUAGAGCGGAUUGGGAAUGCAUAGUGCAGCAAUUGAUAAGGCCCUUCUAUGCUCGUGCAGUUGACCUCCCUGUGUGGCAGUUAUACUCGGGUAACCUGGUAAAAGCUAGUGAGGGAAUGUUUCUUUCACAGCCUGGGAGUGCGGUGGGUGGUAACUUGCUUCCCGCCACAGUUUGUGACUUUGUCAAGGAGCAAUAUCCAGUUUUCUCUGUAUCAUGGGAAUUGGUGGCUGAGAUUCAGUCCGUUGGUGUUACAGUUCAAGAAAUUAAACCAAAGAUGGUGCGUGACCUCUUAAGAGCUCGUUCAUCAUCUCCUGUUCUUCGGUCUGUUGACACCUAUGUGGAUGUUAUGGAGUACUGCCUAUCAGAUAUUCAUUUCACAGAACCGACUAAUUCUAAUGAAGAUAGUACAUCAGUGGGGGGGAGUAAUAACCAUUCUAUUUCUAACAAAUCUACUUCUGCAGGCGCUGGUGCUGCAUCUUUGUCAGUUUCUAAUUUCCAAAGUCCAAAUCAAUCUACUCAUGGUGCCAAUAGUUCCGGAGAUGCACUUGAAAUGGUGACAAGUUUGGGGAAAGUUUUUGAUUUCAGUAGAGGAGUGGUUGAAGAUAUUGGUAGAGCUGGAGUGCCCUUAAUUCCGAGGAACAGCAAUUCUGCUAUUUCCAAUGGCGGCAAUGGAAUCGUAGACCAUAAACUGCUUUUCGUAGCUGCAGAACUUAAGGGCUUACCAUGUCCAACAGCAGCAGAACAUCUUACUAGGCUGGGGAUCACUGAAUUGUGGCUUGGAAGCAGGGAACAACAAGAGCUGAUGGUUCCUUUAGCCGCAAAAUUUAUCCAUGCAAAAGUAAUGGAUCGAUCCAUUUUGAUUGAAAUCUUUUCAAAUUCUACUCUUCAGUAUUUGUUAAAAUUGCAGAAUUUCUCUCUUCCACUACUUUCUAGGCAUAUGAAGUUGCUUUUCCAUGAGAAUUGGGUGGCUCAUGUUAUGGCGACGAACUUGGCUCCCUGGUUUUCAUGGGAAAAUACACCUGGGUCUGGUACUGAGGGAGGUCCUUCCCCUGAAUGGAUUAAACUUUUCUGGAAAAAUUUCAAUGGCUCAUUGUCAGACCUUUCUCUCUUUUCUGAUUGGCCUCUAAUACCUGCUUUUCUUGGAAGGUCAAUUUUGUGCCGUGUAAAAGAAAGUCAUCUCAUCUUUAUUCCUCCGCCACUGACAGAUCCAUCUUCCUUGGAAAUUGUUGAUUCUGAAGAUAAUAGAACUGACUUUGUACUAAACAGCCCUUCUGAAUCUAUUUCAACUCUUCCCUACAUUACUGCAUUCAAAGCUGUGAAAUUUAAGUAUCCAUGGUUGUUGUCCUUGUUGAAUCAGUGCAGUAUACCAACAUUUGAUACAGCUUUUAUCGAGUGUGCUGCUUCUUGCAACUGUCUCCCUCCACUGGGCCACUCACUUGGGAAAGUCAUCACAUCCAAGUUAGUUGCAGCUAGAAAGGCUAGCUAUGUUCCUGAACUUACGUCCUUUUCGGCUUCAGACAGAGAUGAACUCUUUAGCCUUUUUGCGAACGAUUUCUUGUCUAAUCGCUCCAUCUAUGAUUCAGAAGAACUUGAAGCAAUACGUUUGCUGCCUAUUUAUAAAACAGUUGCUGGAGCAUACUCAGGAUUGUGCAAUGAAAACCAUUGUAUCAUAUCUUCUAAUUCAUUUCUUAAGCCCUCUCAUGAGCAUUGCCUUGCUUAUGAUACAGAAUCCACUGAAGGUCAAUUACUUCGAGCACUUGGUAUCCCUGAGUUGCACGAUCAACAGAUUUUGGUAAGGUUUGCCUUACCUGGGUAUGACAAGAAACCUCAGGCUGAGCAGGAGGAUAUACUUUUCUAUAUAUACAUGAAUUGGCAAAAUAUCCAGGUGGAAUCUAGUGUAAUUGAGUCUUUGAAAGAGACUAAAUUUAUCAGAAGUGCUGAUGAGUUCUCCCCAGAUUUAUUUGUGGCUAAGGAUUUGUUUGAUCCAAGUGAUUCGUUAUUGGCAUCUGUGUUCUCUGGUGAGAGGAGAAAAUUUCCUGGAGAAAGGUUUUCUACAGAUAGUUGGCCCAUCUUACGGAAAAUAGGUUUACGAACUGCGACAGAAGUAGACAUAAUACUUGAAUGCAAAAGAGUCGAGUAUCUAGCAACUGAAUGGAUGAAAGGCAUAGGGGAUUCAGAUGAUAUUGGGACAGACUUGGUGAACUCUCAGAAUGGAGUCCCUACGGAAAUAUAUGCAUUGGCUGGAUCUGUUGUUGAUUCUAUUUUCGCUAACUUCGCUGUCCUAUAUGGUAACAACUUUUGCAAUAAUCUUGGCAAGAUUGCGUGCAUUCCUGCUGAGCUGGGUUUUCCAAGUGUUGCUGGCAGGAAAGGUGGCAAAAGAGUGCUUACUUCAUAUAGUGAUGCCAUUCUGUUGAAGGAUUGGCCUUUGGCUUGGAGUUGCUCUCCCAUUUUGACCAGACAAAGUUUUAUUCCACCUGAAUACUCUUGGGGAUCACUUUACCUAAAAAGCCCUCCAGAUUUUUCGAGAGUUCUGAAACAUUUGCAGGUUAUUGGAAGAAAUGGAGGCGAAGACACACUUGCUCACUGGCCAAUAGCAUCUGGCAUGAUGACAGUUAAUGAUGCAACCCUAGUGAUUCUAAAAUACCUGGAUAAGUUGUGGGAUUCCCUUUCUUCUUCAGAUAUUACAGAAUUGCAGAAAGUGGCAUUUUUGCCUGCUGCCAAUGGUACACGCUUGGUGACAGCUGAUUCUCUGUUUGUGCGUCUCACGAUUAACUUGUCGCCAUUUGCUUUUGAACUUCCUUCUAUAUAUCUUCCUUAUAUUAAGCUUCUUAAAGAUUUGGGACUUCAAGACAUGCUCUCAGUUAAAUCAGCAAAGAGUCUUCUGUCAGAUCUCCAGAAGACUUGUGGAUAUCAGCGUCUAAAUCCAAAUGAACUUCGUGCUGUAAUGGAAAUUUUGUAUUUCUUCUCUGAUGGGAUUGUUGAUGUGAACGUCACUGAUGGCAUUGCAUUGAAAUCAGAAGCUGUAGUCCCUGACGAUGGCUGCAGACUUGUGCACGCGCAGUCAUGUGUAUACAUUGAUUCUCAUGGCUCCCAAUUCGUCAAAUAUAUUGAUACUUCAAGGUUAAGAUUUGUCCAUCCUCUUAUUCCUGACAAGAUAUGUGAAGCCCUUGGCAUCCGAAAACUGUCUGAUGUUGUUAUUGAGGAACUCUGUCAGAGAGAGCAGUUGCAAACUUUGGACUGCAUCAGAUCAGUUCCACUAGCAGCCAUCAAAAAUAGAUUGCGCAGCCUAUCUCUUCACAGUGCUAUAUGUACCAUUGUAAAAAGCAUGUCCAGAUAUGUACCUGCACUUAGUCAUCUGAAUUUGGAACUCAUACAAAAAACCUUAGACACUGUGGCAGGGAAAUUGCAGUUUGUAAAGAGCCUCAAUACUCAGUUUAUUCUUCUUCCAGGUCAUAUUGAAAUUACACGUGUAGACAAGGAAUCCUAUUUUCCUGGGUGGGAGGGUGGAUCUCCCCAUCGAACUCUUUACUUUGUUGACCAGGCAAAGGCCUGCAUUAUGAUCGCUGAGCCUCCAGCAUGUAUUUCUGUACUUGAUGUCAUUGCAAUUGUUGUGAGCCAGCUUUUAGGGUCCCCUAUUCCUUUGCCGAUUGCGUCAUUGUUUUUCAGUCCUGAAGGUUCUGAAUCUAUUGUUGUCGAUGUUAUGAAAAUAUGUUCCGACAAGAGAGAACUUGAACAAAGACACUGCAGCAAUAGUUUGCUAGGAAAAGAAAUACAACCUCAAGAUGCCAUGCAAGUGCAGUUUCACCCGUUGAGACCCUUCUAUAGAGGAGAAAUAGUGGCUUGGAGGUUGCAGAAUGGAGAAAAGUUGCGAUAUGGUAGGGUUCCAGAAGAUGUAAGUCCAUCGGCAGGACAGGCAUUGUACAGAUUGAAGGUGGAAACAAUGGCUGGAGUGACAGAACUGCUUUUGUCUUCACAAGUCUUCUCUUUCAAAAAUAUUUCCAUGGGAAUUGCCGUUUCAUCAUCAAGCUUACAGGAUGAUGCCCCUGCAGUUAUUGGUAGAAGGACUCAUAUAGCGAUGUCAGAAAAUUCUGGAACAGAAAGAGCGAGAUCCUCACAGUCUUGUCAAGAACUUCGAUAUGGCCGAGUUUCUGCUGGAGAGCUGGUUCAAGCAGUUCAGGAGUUGCUUUCUGCUGCAGGGAUUCAUAUGGAUGUGGAGAAGCAGUCUCUCCUGCAAAAUACCAUCUCCCUGCAGGAUCAACUCAAGGAAUCUCAAGCAGCACUUCUACUUGAACAGGAGAAGGCUGACGUGGCUUCUAAAGAAGCUGACAUGGCCAAGGCGGCGUGGGUUUGUCGGGUAUGUUUGAGUGCUGAAGUGGAUGUUGCCAUUGUUCCCUGUGGCCAUGUCCUCUGCCGUAGAUGCUCAUCUGCUGUUUCAAGGUGUCCCUUCUGUCGUCUUCAGGUGAUGAAAACCAUGAAAAUAUUUCGGCCUUGAUCACAGACUGAGUAUGGGCAUCCUCACAUUCUCUUUGCUGCAUGAAAGGGUAACGGCAUCUAUUGAACUGUUCAUAGGUGGAAUUUUCAAGCGAAUGAACUCGUCAUUUGUGAGUGCAUAUUUAAUGUCGGUAGCAUCUCAAUUAGCAAGUAAAUAUUAGACGAGGUCAUCCUGUGGUUCUGGCUUCGUAGAAAUCUUUCCGUGCCAAUUGCUGUACAGUAAAUAUCGCCUGUUGAUGUACAGAAUGCAGUCGAAAUACAUGAUGUAGACAACGGUAUAGAAAUCGAUUUUUUGUCGGCGUUUUCAAGACCUGGAAUCUCUGGUGUGAGCAUGCUCACGACAUUGUAAUUAGUGAUUUGAGAAUCAGAGAUGGCAAUUUAUUAUUGUUAAUAUGAAA